AUGGCUACAGGUCAUCCGCAUGAUGCUCCCAAGAGCCGUCGGGUCGGGGAGCAUUGGAGUGGUGCCAAUCCCAUUCCAACAAUUAACGAAGAACACCGGGCUAAUAAAGCAAGGAUUGCACAUGAAAAAGCGCAAGGAACCUAUGGAGAGCAAUCAGAGCACGCAGAUCAAAAGGAUCAAACCGAGGGAGGUGCUGUCGCUCAUAAGCCACGCGAAGUGUCCCAGGCCAGGAUUCGUACCGUGACAGACCCAACCACGGGCAAGGAGAUCGGCGUGGAAGACCUAGAUGAGACAUGCAUGGAUACUGUAAAUAAUCCAAUGUUGACGGUUCCGAAUGCAAAUCUUGGGAAGCCCACGGACAUCCAAACAAGUGCCGACCAAGAUCUUGCGGAGUAUAAAAGGAUACAGGACAUUACCGCACCUCCCGAUCCUAUCGCCGAGGGUACAACCUCCGAUGUUCCCAUUCGAGGAGAAAAGACGAACGUUCUGUUCCACCCCACGCCAACUGUCACGUACCAGCCCAUGUUUGACGCACUGCAGAAGCGUACAACUGGCAUUUGCAUUGGGAUACCUGUUGCCAUAAUCAUACUAGGGCGGAUGUGCGGAGGAUCUCUUUGGGGUCUUGUUCCCUUAGCCGCAUGCAUCACGAGUGGAAUAUGGUUAUGGAUGAAGGAAGUCAUUCGCAGCGGUCGCGCAAUGGAGUGGGAGAGUGAGCAUCUUCGCGGUCAGAUGGCUACUGCCAAUCUCCUUCCUGAAUCUGUGGAGUGGUUGAACAGUUUCCUCGGUGUCGUGUGGGGGCUCGUUAACCCGGAAAUGCUGACACCUGUGGCCGACACAAUCGAAGAUAUCAUGCAAGUCUCUGCACCCAAGGUUGUAGAGAAUGUUCGCAUCGCCGCAAUUGAUCAGGGCAGCAACCCACUCCGAAUUCUGAGCAUGCGGGCUCUCCCCGAUGAUCAUGUGGAAGGUUUGAAGGAAAACAUCCGCGAGGAAAACAAAAAGAAUAAGGACCCACAGGAAGCUGCUGCUGCCGAAGAAGGAGGGAGUUACUACAACAUGGAAGCCUCCUUCGCCUAUCACGCAAGCCCAACCGGUCACAGUGCGUCUUCGAAAGCACGCAACAUGCACAUGCAACUUGUAUUCUAUCUGGGCAUUCGAGGCUUAUUUGGUGUGCCAUUUCCCGUAUUCGUGGAGCUGAUUGAACUUGUCGGGACUGUCCGCUUGCGCUUCCAAAUGAUGCCCGAACCACCAUUUAUGAAGGAUGUGACGUUCACCUUAGUCGGAAUCCCCCACGUUCGAGCAGGCUGCAUGCCAAUGUUCCGAACGGGUGUGAAUGUUCUGAACUUACCGUUGAUCUCCAACUUUGUCAACUCCGCCAUUAGUACCGCUUGUGGCAUGUUUGCAGCCCCCAAGUCCAUGACCAUGGAUCUCGGCAUGAUGUUGACAGGAGAUGACAUCCACAAGGAUACUUUGGCUCUGGGAUGCUCGCGGCAGCGAGGGGGCGGCAGCGACCCAUACAUCAACCUGUCCUUCUCAAAGUAUGGCAAGCCCAUGUAUUGCACACGCGUGAUUACGGAUGACCUUAAUCCGAUUUGGGAAGAGACUGCCGCCCUUCUUGUGACACCGGAGUUGAUCAAGGCCAAUGAAAACCUGAGCAUCGAGCUCUGGGACUCUGACCGCAACACCGCGGAUGACAUUGUCGGCAAGGUCGAGCUACCUAUCCGUGAGAUGCUUCAGCAUCCCAGUCAGAUGUAUCCCCAGGUCUCGAAGCUUCAGGGCAUGGACCAGGGCAGUGAGAUGCCCGGUGAGCUACAUUGGGAAGUUGGCUACUUCGGAAAACCAAAGCUUCGCCCUGAGCUGCGUACUGAUGGCCAGAAGAAAGACCUUCCCGAAAACCUCAGAGGCGAUCCGACUUUCGAAGACGAAAAGGGGGCUAUCAAAAACGAAGAAGAGGAUGCCAUUAUGCAUACACCACCUGAUCCAAUCUGGCCUAGCGGUAUUGUGCACAUUGUUGUGCACCAAAUCGUCAACCUUCAGCUUGCCAAUAUCAAGGGCAGUGAUGGGAACCGCAAGGGUAAAGAGUAUGAGCCAGCGAAGCCAUAUGGUGAGAACACAGAGGAGGAAGGUGAAGAUCUCCCAACGAGUUACUGCAUGGUUUUGUUGAACGACCAACUGAUCUAUCGCACUCGUGCGAAGGCUGUGAGCUCUAAGCCCAUCUUCAACGCAGGAACUGAGCGAUUUGUUCGCGACUGGCGCUCAGCUGCUGUGACCAUCACCGUCCGUGACCAACGCUAUCGCGAGCAUGACCCUAUCCUUGGCGUGGUUCCCCUGAAGCUAUCUGAUAUUCUUCAAACCAGCUCACAAGUGACCCGCUGGUAUCCUCUCGAUGGUGGUAUUGGUUUUGGACGUAUCCGCCUUUCUCUUUUGUUCCGCCAUGUGGAGACUAAGCUGCCACCUUGCAUGCUUGGCUGGGAUGUCGGCACCUUUGAAUUUGCUGGACAGAACAUCAUCGCGAAGGACUUUGGUCGACACUCUAAGAUCAAGCUGCGCACCGGGGGCAGCGUUGGCAAGAUCACCCGGCACAAGUGCCACAUGGAAGGCAAUGAUGCGGUAUUCGAUAUCUCUGAUGACGCUUUCCGCGACUCAAUUCGCAUGCCUGUGAAGUACCGAUACCGCUCCCCGAUCGUGUUCGAGUUCCACAACCCGGGCAAGCGAGGCGCAGCUGCAUACGGUAUUUUGUGGCUCCAACAUAUUGUCGACAACGAGGAAACAGACAUUGACAUUCCCAUCUGGACAACAAAGAUGGGCGCUCGCUUGACACAGAAUUACGUCACGGAGGAGAACUGGAAGGCCAAGCAGGUACCUGGACUCGAAGACUUGACAGAAGUGGGACGUCUGCAAUUCCGAUGCAAGUUCUCGCCGGGCAUUGACGAAUCGCACGAGCUCUUCGUGAUUGACAACGACUCCCGCGAGACUUUCGAGACGUGGGAAGCGUGCGUGUCCCAGGGUGUCCGUACCAACACGGUGGAGGUCGAAGUUCCUCCUGAAGUGCAGGAAUUGCACGAGCAGUCUCUGAUCGAAGGACGGGACAUCUUGAAGCAAGCCUCGCCCUCUGAGCGUCAGCGGUGGAUUGACCACGACGGCCAAGACUGGAGUGGAGCGUUCGGUCAAGACCCGCGGGCGUACACUGAUUCCCUCGGACGCAAAAUCGCGGAGCCUGGCCGGGACCAACCGCCCCAUGACCCGUACACCCCUCCGCCCCUCAAGGAUCCAUCUUCUCAUCGAUCCAGUUCCCAAGAUGGAGAGCACCACGACGAGAAUACCUCGGAGUCAGAUGACGAGCUCGAGCCCUUGUCGAAGGGACCCUCGACCAUCAGUGGCAGUGGACCUGGGACGUCUGCGUCACACAGCAAUAUGAGUACUCGCCAGAUCAACAAGGCGAAUAAACACAGCGAGCAGCGACAGCAGCGUGGUAUGAUGCAGUGGCGGCCUGCUCGCAAUGCUGCUUUUGCUAAAGAUGAGGCCAAGUAUGCGUUCCGGAAGAUGAAGAAGAAGAUCGGUGCUGGUGGUCUCACUGGUCGCGAGCCAGAUGUCGAGACGGAGACUUGA
Molecule: messenger RNA, 3606 nt
Organism: Penicillium psychrosexuale
Lineage: Eukaryota; Fungi; Ascomycota; Eurotiomycetes; Eurotiales; Aspergillaceae
Product: C2 domain protein
Exons: 7
Coding region: 1-3606 (1201 amino acids)
Molecular function (GO): lipid binding
Source: RefSeq, a predicted model, not a curated record